CUUCCCCGGGGCGCGACGGUUGCCGCCACCCUCCCGGACGUUCUCGCCCGCUCCAGCCGCCGGCUCCCGCCUCUCCGGGCCCCAACAUGGCGCCUGUCGGCCUGCUCCGCUUCGGGCCGCGGCUCCGCGCCUCCGCGCGCGGCCUCCCCGGCCCCCGGGCCCAGGGAUGGGGUUGCUACUUUUCCACCAGCACACGUCGCCACACCAAGUUUUACACAGAUGCCGUGGAGGCUGUGAAAGACAUCCCGGACGGCGCCAAGAUCCUGGUUGGCGGUUUCGGGUUAUGCGGAAUUCCGGAGAACCUGAUCGGAGCUCUGCUGAAGACUGGGGUCCGAGGGCUCACGGCGGUCAGCAACAACGCGGGGGUCGACAACUUCGGCCUGGGCCUGCUCCUCCAGACGAAGCAGAUAAAGCGCAUGGUCUCCUCGUACGUGGGAGAAAAUGCGGAAUUUGAGCGGCAGUACUUGUCUGGUGAACUGGAAGUGGAGCUCACACCUCAGGGCACGCUCGCAGAGAGGAUUCGCGCCGGCGGGGCCGGGGUGCCUGCGUUUUACACCAGCACCGGCUACGGGACCCUGGUGCAGGAAGGAGGCGCGCCCAUCAAGUACAACAAGGACGGCAGCGUGGCCAUCGCCAGCAAACCCAGAGAGGUGAGAGAGUUCAACGGCCAGCACUUCAUUCUGGAGGAAGCGAUCACAGGGGACUUUGCCCUAGUGAAAGCCUGGAAGGCGGACCGUGCAGGGAACGUAAUCUUCAGGAAAAGCGCGCGGAAUUUCAACUUGCCCAUGUGCAAAGCUGCGCAGACCACGGUGGUAGAGGUUGAGGAAAUCGUGGACGUCGGGUCAUUCGCCGCAGAGGACAUCCACAUCCCCAAGAUCUACGUCCAUCGCCUUAUAAAGGGAGAGAACUACGAGAAGAGAAUUGAGCGCAUGUCGAUCCGGAAAGAGGGAGACGUAAAAACCAAGUCCGGGAAGCCGGGAGAUAACGUGCGGGAGCGCAUCAUCAGGCGGGCCGCUCUGGAAUUUGAGGACGGCAUGUACGCCAAUUUGGGCAUAGGAAUCCCACUGCUGGCCAGCAACUUCAUCAGCCCAAACAUGACUGUUCACCUGCAAAGCGAAAAUGGAAUCCUGGGUUUGGGCCCAUACCCAUUACAAAGUGAAGUCGACGCGGACCUAAUCAAUGCAGGCAAGGAAACAGUGACUGUUCUUCCAGGAGCCUCUUACUUCUCCAGCGAUGAGUCAUUUGCGAUGAUUAGAGGGGGACACGUCAACCUGACGAUGCUGGGAGCGAUGCAGGUGUCCAAAUACGGCGACCUGGCCAACUGGAUGAUCCCCGGGAAGAUGGUGAAAGGAAUGGGAGGUGCUAUGGACCUGGUGUCCAGUGCCAAAACCAAAGUGGUGGUCACCAUGGAGCACUCUGCAAAGGGAAAUGCACAUAAAAUCAUGGAGAAAUGUACCUUGCCACUAACUGGAAAACAGUGUGUCAACCGCAUCAUCACGGAAAAGGCUGUGUUCGACGUGGACAGCAAGAAAGGGCUGACCCUCAUCGAACUCUGGGAAGGCCUGACGGUGGACGACAUAAAGAAGAGCACCGGGUGUGACUUUGCGGUUUCACCAAAGCUCCAGCCGAUGCAGCAGAUCACAGCCUGAAGUGUGGAGAAGACGUUUUGUCCACAGCUGCGUGUGUGUUUUUCAUUUUAACCAGCUAGGGUUUCACGGAAAGGCCGUCAGUAACCCCAUUUGUAUAUGGAACACGCAGUUUUUGACUAGAUUUUUUUUUUAGCAUUUUACACUUUAUGCAGCCUGUUCUCUCAAGCGUGCUAUGACAUUUUACUGAAAAACAAAAAAGAAAAAAAUAUGAUUAUCUUAUUUGUUGUAUAAGUGCUGAGAAGGAUGUCUUGACAAUUGGUGCUCACAUUGGAUUUUCCUCCACCUUCUGUGGUACCUGCGCGGCGCUGCGUGUGGUUGGUAUCAAGAUGGGCCCGCAGGAAGAGUUUCCUUGAUGCACUUUCCCUCCGAACGAGGUGGUGAAGAGAAGAACGAGGGGAAGAGUGUCUCCCCCCAGGGACUCCCCGGGCAGCCCCCUGCUGGCCCUGAAAGACAACUGUGUGGGACUUCUGAUUAGGAGUGCUGUUUUCCCUUCGGCCUCCUCCGACUUUUCUUUGGGAGCCCCUGGUUGCCUGCCUGCACCGUCGCCCUAGGGCACCCCUGUCCCUCCCACCCCUUCUGUCACCACCCAGACGCCUGCGGAGGGAAGCGGGAGCAGCACUGUGUCGGGGAAGGUAACGCGUUCGUUUGCAGGAAAGACUGACGGUGCAGGGCGCGUAGGUGCUGAUUGACGUCCUACCGAAGGUCGCCCUUACUACUCAGCCCGCCCGCCCGCCAGCCGUCUGCACUUUGCCGAGUCCCCGCGGAUCCGGCCGGUGCCCGCAUUUUGGAUCAGCGCAGUAUCCGUGCGCACCCAGCCGGUCCCGCACAGCCUUUCUCUGUGUUCCCGAGGGCCGUGGGCUGCGUGAACCACACCUGCUCUUACGCCAGGAGGGCCGUGGGAUAGUUUAUCAGGAGUCCGUAGUCGCAGUGAACACACAGGGCUUUUUUCUUUCUUUUUUUAAAAAAAAAAAAUUCUUUUCAAGCCUCUUGUGGUCAGAAAAGUUUCUAAAUAUUGAAUGCCUUUUUCUACAGAACAGUGUCCUUUCUUCUGACCAGGCUACUUCCUCGAACAAAGCAUUUUUAAUUCCACGCUGCUCAAAUAGGCCACCUAAGGGAUGAGCAAACCCGGGAUUUGAAGAGCGGUGAGCGCAUUUUCAUCGGUAGAAAGGAAACAUUGUGGAUUCGGUUUUGUAAGGAACUUUUUCUCAGAGGUGUCCUCCGUACCCAGCAUGUCCCCGGGGUGACCACGCGUCCUGGCUGCCAAACGGGCGUCGAGCCCAGGCACCUGCGGACGGGCCAGGCCCGGUCUCCGGGCGCGCCGCCCCCGCACCAGGCGCAGGAACAGAACGUGUGCACGUCUUCCGGUGACAGUUGUCCCCGCUGCUCGCGUUCUCUUCCAAUGCAGCCCCCGUGGGUCACUCAAGGUAGCAGAGGGAGGAGAGAGGCUUGUGUUUUGUUUUGUUUUGUUUUGAGAAGCACACUCCCUAUAUAAAAUAGUCUGUUCCCCUGGCUUCACGUUUGAAAGCAUACUCUUCCCAGUACGGUACAAUGGGCUUUUUGGGGGGCUCGGUGGGGUCUAGAGAAUGAUCUGUAUCUGUGCCAGAGUUAUAAUUGGGGAAAACGUGUGUCCCUGAUGGUUGCUCUAUUUGUAAACUUGCUUAUUAUUCCAGCCUGUUACUUUAAGAUAAUGUGUUUCUAAGAGUGUUCCCAGCUUUGGCAAAACCUAAGUAGAAGAUGUUAUAUUCUUGAUUAAAGAGUGCCGUGGAUGAGUAAGAAAUGCAAUAAAUAUU
Phyllostomus discolor (pale spear-nosed bat) is the source of this 3439-nucleotide messenger RNA. It is a transcript of the gene OXCT1, whose product is annotated as 3-oxoacid CoA-transferase 1. The coding region runs from base 87 to 1649 and encodes 520 amino acids. NCBI's taxonomy places the organism in Eukaryota, Metazoa, Chordata, Mammalia, Chiroptera, Phyllostomidae. The record is from RefSeq and is a predicted model, not a curated record. The transcript is spliced from 17 exons. Gene Ontology annotation, cellular component: mitochondrion. Gene Ontology annotation, molecular function: succinyl-CoA:3-oxo-acid CoA-transferase activity. Gene Ontology annotation, biological process: ketone body catabolic process.